AUGAUCCAGCGGCACCAGCUGGUGCAGUCUGUGCUGCAGGAGCUGCAGGAAGCCACCGAAUGCUUUGGACUGGAGGGUCUCACCAGUGCCGCGCUGGAGGCGGAGAGGACUCUGUCAUCUUUCUCCCUACCUGGCUAUUGCGGGAGACAUUUUCAGGAGGAGCUGGAGGUUGACCGGGUAGCCAGGAGCCUCUAUCCUGAGGAUGCCCCAAGUAACAUGCUGCCCCUGGUUUGCAAAGGUGAGGGGAACCACCUCUUUGAGGCUGCCAGUGUGCUGCUCUGGGGCAACUCCAGCCUCAGCCUGGAGCUGCAGGUGCGUACGGUGGUGGAGAUGCUGCUACACAAGCAAUACUACUUGAAUGGCAUGAUUGACUCCAAGGUCAUGCUGCAGGCUGCCCGCUACUCCCUCUGCACUGAGGAGACCCCAGAGAUGACCAGUCUCCCUAUGGCUAUCCUGGAAGCCAUUUUUGAUGCUGAUAUCAAAGCUACCUGUUUUCCUGGCACUUUUGCCAACAUGUGGCAUGUCUAUGCUCUUGCCUCAGUACUGCAGUGUAACAUCUACUCUAUCUACCCUAUGAGCAACUUGAAGAUCCGGCCCUAUUUCAACCGGCUUAUCCGACCCAGGAGGUGUGGCCCGCGAACCUCCACUCUUCACAUCAUGUGGUCAGGGCAGCAGCUCUCCCGGCAGGUCUUCAAAGCGCAGUACUUUGUGGCUGUGGUUGGCCUGGAAGAGCUAGAACCCACAGUGCCUUCACCAGAGCCUCCUGUCCAGCCCAUGAAGACCCUUGAGCUGCUGAACAGUGACCCCCAGCUCACCUACUCCAACCUGCGUGACCGAUACAGCAUUACCAAGAGCACCUUCUACCGCUGGAAGCGCCAGUCUCGUGAGCACCGUCAGAAAGCGGCUGCCAGGUUUGCAGCUAAACACUUCCUCCAGUCCUGCUUUCAGGAGGGCAAUAUAAUCCCCCUCCAGCGUUUCCGGCAAAUGUUUCCUGAAAUCUCCCGAUCCACGUACUAUGCCUGGAAGCAUGAGAUGCAGAGCAUGGUCAAUGGUGAUGCCUCUGCUCUGACUGAGGCCCAUGCGAUGCAGGAGCUUCACAGGGAUGUCCCCAGAAAGGCUGAUGUGGAUGAGCCAGCAAAUUCACGGGGGAGCUUAAGAUCCCCAAGUCCUUCUUUAGACCCCAUCCAAGCAGGAAUCUUCAUGCAAGGAGCCAAAUCCUAUCUGGAGAAAUGCAUUUCCAUGAACACUCUGGUGCCUUACCGGUGCUUCAAGCGCAGCUUUCCUGGCAUCUCCAGGUCCACUUACUACAACUGGCGAAGAAAAGCCAUCAAGGAGAACCCCAACUUCAAACCCCCGCAGUCUCCCUUGGAUAACCAGAAACCUCUAGAGAUGGGAAAGCCAUUCCUGCAGUUGAAGCCCAGCAGUGUGCCUGUUAGGAAGAGGCUGAAUGGAGACCGGUCAGCACCCAGGAGUCUCCUGCAGCUCAAGCCCUCUCUCAGCUGGAGAAAGCAGCUGCGGGAUGUGGCCAGGAGGCAGGUCCAGCAAUGGCGGCUGCCCUUCUGCAAGUACCGCCUGCGCUACCCAUCUCUCUCCUCCACAGCCUACUGGUUUUGGAAGGGCAGUGGCCAGGCUGUUGGGCAGCAUUGCCUGCCCUGGGCCAGCUCUGGCCAGCCAUUGAACCGAGUGGCUUCCCCGGCACCUCCGAGAGUGGAGCCAGGCCUUAAGCCCCAGUGCCACAUGGAGGUAGCUACCAAGCACCUAGAUAAGCCAGUAACAGCCAUGCCAUACAACACCAUUUCAGGCUAUGCCAUGUCGGAGAGAGCCAACAGCCGGAUGUUUGUGAUGGAUGUGAUUGCCACUGCCCAGUUCAAGGCACAGGCCAAGCUGUUCCUGCAGCAGCGCUUCGAGUCGAAGACCUUCCCCACCUACAAGGAGUUCAGUGCCCGUUUCCCACUCACAGCCCGUUCCACCUAUUACAUGUGGAAGCGUGCUCUGCAUGAUGGGCUGACGCUCGUGGAUGCCUGA
Messenger RNA from Strigops habroptila (Kakapo), 2025 nucleotides. RefSeq names its product vertebrae development associated (gene VRTN). Gene Ontology annotation, cellular component: chromatin. Gene Ontology annotation, biological process: regulation of transcription by RNA polymerase II. The transcript has a single exon. The record is from RefSeq and is a predicted model, not a curated record. The coding region runs from base 1 to 2025 and encodes 674 amino acids. NCBI's taxonomy places the organism in Eukaryota, Metazoa, Chordata, Aves, Psittaciformes, Psittacidae.